ACCUCUGGGCGCGCCCCAGAGCAGAGCUGCCCCUCCCCUCCAGGAAACCUCUGGGCGCGCCCCAGAGCAGAGCUGCCCCUCCCUUCGGAGGGUCUCUAGGCGCACACUUAUGAUGUCACUGCGACCGGCCAAUCCUGUAACACCUUAGCACUCUCCCUCAGCAUUCUCCGGUAUGCUAAUUGUCCCUCCGAACCAACCAAUCCCGUGCCACCUCUGCAUUUUAUACCAGCACUCUCCACCAGCAUUCUUCGCCAGCAUUCUCCCAUAUGCUAACGGUCCCUCUGAACUGACCAAUCCUAUGCAUGCGUUAGGAAUAUGCUAAUUCGUUGCCUAUAUAACCUGUGUAAAACUGCCGCUCAAUGCUCCUCACUGCCUGAGGUGGGGGGCCCGUUUGUGCAAACGUACAAUAAAUACCUCAUGCUUUUUGCAUCAGCUGGUUUGGAGUCUGGGUUUUUGGGCGUCCUCUCGAGCAAGUGGGCAUCUCUGCAACUGAGAGGUCCAACAUUUUUGGCGCCCAACGUGGGGCUCGAGGUCGCCCUCAGACCCAUUCUCUGCGGACCAGUUGGAGGUAUAAUUAAGUGUUUUCUGUCUGUUGUUGUCUUCGUCUUGAGUAUUCUGACUGGCCAGUAUCUGACCUGACUCUGUGGGACCAGUGGGGGAGGCAGGCGUGCCCAGCAACCCUUGGCCCGUUACCCGGAGGACGCUCCGGGUUAUGAGGGGAAACCCUCGGUCUGUUCCCCCGGAAGACGCACUCGGGGUGGUCUGGAGGUGGGUCGGAGACUAAGUCUCCCUCCUUCCCGGGGAGGGCUGGUCAGGCAGCCGCUCCCAAAAAUAGCGCAAUAGCGUUCGAUUUGUCCUAGCCAUGUGUUUUGUCUUGCUUACUGUAUAUGUCUGUGCAAUGGUUGUUCUUUUUGUUUGGGCUGAAAUCCUUAUACGCAAGGGUCAACAAAUAACCACCCCUUUAAGUCUCACUCUAGAUCACUGGAAGGACGUUCGAGAACGCGCGCGCCACCUCUCAGUGGAGGUUAAAAAGAAACAAUGGGCAAGAUUCUGUUCCUCAGAGUGGCCGGCCUUCGAGGUCGGCUGGCCAAGGAACGGCACUUUUAACCUCGAUAUUAUUUUACAGAUUAAGGAGCGCGUCUUUCGGCCAGGAUCCGAUGGACACCCUGAUCAGGUGGCCUACAUUACCACGUGGGAGGAUCUUUCACGUAACCCCCCUCCCUGGAUAGAACCCUUCUUCCCGACGGAGCCCAUACGGACCCCGAUACCCCCUCCUCCUAUCCCGGUUGUACCAACCUCCUCCCUAUUCCCUCUGAAGGAGAUUCGAGGUCCAAAACCUGACAAGCCACCGGUUCUUCCGGCUGAUCAGGACUUUCUGCUCCUUGACUCUCCCCCACCCUAUCUUCCCAGCCAACCUGCUCCCCCGCAGGAACCCCCACUACAACCAGAGCGGGAUGUGCAGCCUUCUGCACCAUCCCCUGAUUCCACGAGGGAAGGGGAAGAAGUCUCAGCGCCUUCCCCGCCCUCCAGCCGCCUGCGCCUCCGUCGGGGGCAGGCAGGGGGCUCGGGAAGCGUCUGGACUUCGCAGGCUUUUCCUCUUCGCUCGGUGGCUGGCCAGAUGCAGUACUGGCCAUUCUCUGCUUCCGAUCUUUACAAUUGGAAAACCCAUAACCCCUCUUUCUCUCAAGACCCCCAGGCUCUGACUGGGCUGAUCGAGUCAAUUUUAUUGACUCAUCAGCCCACCUGGGAUGAUUGUCAGCAGCUUCUGCAGACCCUCCUCACCACUGAGGAAAAGCAGCGCGUCUACCUCGAGGCACGGAAAAACGUCCCUGGAGCAGAUGGCCGACCGACCCUACUGCCAAACGAAAUCGAGGAGGCGUUUCCCUUAACCCGUCCUGAUUGGGACUACACCACCGUUGCUGGUUACAGGCCCGGUUGAGAGCGCUCCAGAUCAUCCAGAACCAGGUCUGGAAACCUCUUGCAGCAGCCUACCAACCCAAGACGACAACUAUCCCACAUCCUUUCCAAAUCGGUGAUGCCGUGUAUGUCCGAAUCUAAAACUCUAGAGCCCCGGUGGCAAGGCCCUUUCACUGUGCUGUUGACAACUCCCACCGCUCUCAAGGUCGAUGGAAUCGCUGCUUGGGUCCACGCCUCACACGUGAAGCGAGCACUACCCCCCCAGGGCCCCGAGGAUCCGGAUAGACCAGCCAAAUGGAAGCUCCAGCGCACUCAGAACCCGCUCAAGCUAAGACUUUCAAAAACUGUUUAAUAUUUGUGAUGUUUCUGGCCUUUCCCCAUUGUUUUUCCAAUCCCCAUGCUCCACAAUUGUUAACGCGGGAAGUAAUUUCCCCCACAGGACGGGUGGCCUGGUCUGUUAGUGGUUACAUACCCCCAGGGCAUGGUGGCCCACCUUAUACCCAAACGUAUGUCAACUGGUUACUGGGUUAGAUACCUGGGAUGUACCUGACCAAAAUAAUUUGACAAAAAUCCCUAAAAAUAGUCUUAACUAUUGGGGCGUGUAUGGCUCCCAGUCCCCAGU
Messenger RNA from Lepus europaeus (European hare), 2539 nucleotides. RefSeq lists its product as uncharacterized. The transcript has 2 exons. Lineage: Eukaryota; Metazoa; Chordata; Mammalia; Lagomorpha; Leporidae. The coding region runs from base 863 to 1939 and encodes 358 amino acids. The record is from RefSeq and is a predicted model, not a curated record. Gene Ontology annotation, biological process: virion assembly.